Penicillium griseofulvum is the source of this 1599-nucleotide messenger RNA. RefSeq names its product putative phosphatidylinositol-3,4,5-trisphosphate 3-phosphatase. Gene Ontology annotation, cellular component: plasma membrane; cell projection; cytosol. Gene Ontology annotation, biological process: phosphatidylinositol dephosphorylation; negative regulation of cell population proliferation; phosphatidylinositol 3-kinase/protein kinase B signal transduction. The record is from RefSeq and is a predicted model, not a curated record. Gene Ontology annotation, molecular function: protein tyrosine/serine/threonine phosphatase activity; phosphatidylinositol-3,4,5-trisphosphate 3-phosphatase activity; protein tyrosine phosphatase activity. NCBI's taxonomy places the organism in Eukaryota, Fungi, Ascomycota, Eurotiomycetes, Eurotiales, Aspergillaceae. The transcript is spliced from 3 exons. Bases 1 to 1599 code for a protein of 532 amino acids.
AUGUCAUCAAUCCUCCGCCAGAUAGUGGCAGGUCCAAGACAAAAACACCCAGAAGCAGGACUAGACCUCUGCUACGUGACAGAUAAUAUUAUCGCAACCUCCGGCCCAUCAGCAACAUACCCCCAACGCGCCUACCGCAACCCACUGGACGCACUAGUCAGCUUCCUCGACACCAAACAUGGCACAGACUGGUGUAUCUGGGAAUUUCGCGCCGAAGGCACAGGAUAUCCAGACUCAGAAGUCUACGGACGCAUUCAUCAUUUCCCCUGGCCUGAUCACCACCCACCGCCAUUCGCGCAUAUUCCCAACAUAAUGGGCAGCAUGCGGAACUGGCUACACCGACUAGACGAGACAGAGUCAGACACGGAUAAAAAAGAACGCGUCGCUGUCGUGCAUUGCAAAGCAGGAAAAGGGCGCAGCGGGACGAUCGCGUGCGCAUACCUGAUCAGCCAGGAGGGGUGGAAGAAAGAAGAUGCGCUGCAGCGGUUUACGGAUCGGCGUAUGCGGGUUGGCUUCGGGAACGGCGUUAGCAUCCCCAGCCAGCUGCGGUAUGUCGGAUAUAUUGAUAAAUGGGCGAACGAGCUGGGGAAACAGUAUGUCGAGCGGCCGGUGGAGAUCCUGGAGGUUCAUAUCUGGGGAUUGAGGGAUGGGGUUAAAGUUGCUGUGGAGGGGUAUGUGGAUGAGGGGAAGAAGAUUAAGUGUUUUCAUCUGUUUCACCGGAAUGAGCGUACCAUUGUUGAAGAUGGGGGCUCAUGGUCUGAGGAACAAGAUGACAAGGGGAACGAUAUCACCAAGCCGAAUCCCAACAUUAAGAACACACUCCCUUCAUCUGCGACCUGGUCACCGGCGGCAUCGGGAUCUGACGUCUCCAGCUCGUCGUCUGCGCCGGGCACCAGAGUUUCGGCAAUAAUCUUCAAGCCUAACAACCCAGUCAUUGUCCCCAGCUCGGAUGUGAACAUCGACUUCGAGCGCCGCAGCAAAGCAUCCUAUACAGGCUUUGCGAUGGUAACUUCCAUCGCGCACGUAUGGUUCAACUCGUACUUCGAAGGCGGAGCCGAGCACGACUCGGGCGUCUUCGAGACGGAAUGGGACGCCAUGGACGGGAUCAAGGGAAGCGCAAGGAAGGGGAUCCGGGCGUUAGACAAGCUGAAAGUUGUAUGGCGGUAUCCUGCGGCGGAGGCCGUGGAAACCAGUGCAGCCAAGAUCAACGGGGAAGGGAAGAAGGGCAAAGAUAGCGCGCCGGCAGCAGGGAAACCGAUCAGUGAGCCCAAACCUGGCGAUCCUAUCCACGAAAGCGAGCCGCCUGACUGGCGGGGGGUGCAGGGAGAUAAGGAGAACCGGCGUCCUUCUGAGAGUUCAUCACAUAAAAGUACUGCUGCGAGUAUCUCGGGCAAGACUAAGGAGCUGGGACAUGCGCUGGAGAAGGAACUUGGACUGCGGAAGCAGACGGGUGAUAGUCGGGAUGUUAGUGUUUCUGGGAGUGAUGAUGAGACGACUACUGAUGAUGAGGGCCGGAAGGUCAAAGUUAAGAAGGUGCAUAGCGAAGGGCUUGAGGGGGUGAAGACGAAUUAUGGGAAUGGGGGGAACAGUAUAAAAUAG